This is a messenger RNA of Paramuricea clavata, 1055 nucleotides long. Lineage: Eukaryota; Metazoa; Cnidaria; Anthozoa; Malacalcyonacea; Plexauridae. The record is from the annotation of a GenBank genome assembly.
UAGAUCGUUACGAUUGUACUCGCUCGCUGAAGGAAAAACUCAAACUCAAGAAGAAAUGGCUCGUACAAAGCAAACCGCUCGUAAAUCAACUGGUGGAAAAGCACCAAGAAAGACCUUGGCAACAAAAGCUGCUCGUAAGAGUGCCCCAGCUACUGGUGGUGUGAAGAAACCUCACAGAUACAGGCCAGGAACUGUCGCUCUUCGAGAAAUUCGUCGUUAUCAGAAAUCCACCGAGCUUCUGAUCCGCAAGCUGCCUUUCCAACGUUUGGUUCGUGAGAUCGCACAAGAUUUCAAGACCGAUCUUCGUUUCCAAAGCUCUGCUGUGAUGGCGCUACAAGAAGCAAGCGAAGCUUACCUUGUUGGUCUGUUUGAAGACACGAACUUGUGUGCUAUCCACGCCAAGCGAGUGACCAUCAUGCCCAAAGACAUUCAGCUGGCACGACGAAUCCGUGGUGAACGAGCAUAAGUGUGAAAGACAAAUACAAACAAACGGCUCUUUUAAGAGCCACCAAUUUCUCAAAAGAAUACACACGAAUCUCGAUUUCAUAUUUUACUGCCUUCAUGACUUAAUUUUUUAUUGUUCGAGCACGUGAAGGGAAGUGCAAAAUUGCGUUCUAGAAUACUUUUGUAAACCUGUAUUGUUGCACUAUAUGCGGAAUUUCAAACCCUUGAUAUACAAAACAAUAUACCUGUACAGCAGUAAGUAUAGGUUAUUUUGAGGCAACAAGGGGAUAUGUGAUUUAUUCACCGAGGCGCGCAGCGCCGAGGUGAAUAAACACAUAUCCCCGAGGUGCCUCAAAAUAACGUACUUAUUUUUCACACUGCGAGGUCGCGUUAAUGAGUCAGAAAAGAAAUAAUUCUCAAUGCCAUAUUGCUUUUGCGAUGUUUUUUCUCAUUUUUUGUGCUGCAAAGACAUUGCAGGUGAAUAUUAGAGGGGAUUAUUAAUUGCAGGUGAAUAUUAGAGGGGAUUAUUGAACGGAAAUUGAUUAGAGGAGAAUAUUGAAUAUAUUCCCCGACAAGAACAAAGGAAACCGAGCAGGGUGAAAAAUAAGGGU